AUGAACGUGGGUGAGGACAGUAUGGCGGUCCCAUGCAUUGCGCAGAAAAGCCCUGUGGUCAGGCCAGAUGGAAGAAAGGCAGAAGAACCGCGUCCACUAUACCUUCAAACAGGCAUCAUUCCAAGUGCUAGUGGAAGCACACUUCUUGAGUCUGGACACACAAAAAUUGUUUGCUCUGUGCAUGGACCUCGACAGGUUCGCGGUCGCCAUUACGCAGGUAAGGCGGAGGUCAACGUUCAAUUUGAAAUGGCACCAUUUAGCGAAAAGGAGCGCCGGUCGAGCAGAGAUACAGAAGCCCCAGUUCCAGCAGCUUUGAUUCAGCAAGCUCUUCUCCCUGCCAUUCGAUUGGAUCUCCUUCCGAAGUCAUCUAUUGAUGUGCAUAUAACAGUCCUGGACUCUGACACUUCCAUGUUGGGGUGUGCAGCCAUGGGCGCCACUGCGGCAAGCGCAGCUUUAGCCGAAGCGGGAGUCCAAAUGCUCGGGUUAGUGACAGGAGCUACGGCAACCGCCAUUUCAACGCUUCCAUCAACCAACAAAGCACAGCAGCUAUGGCUUGUGGAUCCAACACAUCGUGAAUAUGCCGAUUCGCAUUCACAUCUCAUGAUAUGUGGCCUACCGGCUCUGGGGAUGACAACGUGCUAUGUGCUGCAGGGUUCCGUGGAUAGCAUGAACGCGCUCAAACAUGUGUCGAACACACUUACUCAGGUGACGACCAAGUACCAUGGUUUGGUCGCGCAAUCUUUGUAUAAUGAGCAUACGUAA
Molecule: messenger RNA, 762 nt
Organism: Malassezia globosa CBS 7966
Lineage: Eukaryota; Fungi; Basidiomycota; Malasseziomycetes; Malasseziales; Malasseziaceae
Exons: 4
Coding region: 1-762 (253 amino acids)
Biological process (GO): rRNA catabolic process; poly(A)-dependent snoRNA 3'-end processing; U4 snRNA 3'-end processing
Cellular component (GO): nucleolus; nuclear exosome (RNase complex); cytoplasmic exosome (RNase complex)
Source: RefSeq, a predicted model, not a curated record